AACAGCCAGCAUGGCAGUCAAGUCGGUGUCUCCUUCGUACUAUUUGACAUCUCCGCAAUAAAUAAUAAAUAAUAUACACAAACGCUCUGAACUAAUAAAAUUACUAAGUAAACAAUUAAUAUUCACUUUUUAUCAACUUCUCUAUGGGCUCAGUCAUCACCAGCAAUUGAUAACCGUCAAAUUUUAUUAUUAUUUCUCUUUAAUUGAAAACUACAUUAUUUUUUAUGAUAUCACAAUAUCAUGGGUGGAUUAUUCAGUUAUUUUCGUAAUUUACUCGGCAGUCGUGAAAUGAGAAUUCUUAUACUAGGUCUUGAUGGUGCUGGUAAAACGACAAUACUCUACAGACUUCAAGUUGGUGAGGUGGUGACAACAAUACCAACAAUUGGAUUUAAUGUUGAACAAGUAACUUACAAAAAUCUUAAAUUCCAAGUAUGGGAUCUUGGUGGUCAAACUAGCAUACGGCCUUACUGGAGAUGUUAUUACUCAAACACAGACGCAGUAAUAUACGUCGUAGACUCAGCAGAUAGAGAUAGAAUAGGAAUAUCCAAAGAUGAACUGCUUUACAUGCUCCGGGAAGACGAAUUACAAGGAGCAAUCUUAGUAGUAUUAGCAAAUAAACAGGACAUGCCAGGAUGUCUGAGUGUCGCGGAAGUCCACCAGGCACUAGGAUUAGACGCAUUAAAAAAUCGUACAUUUCAAAUUUUCAAAACAUCAGCCAAAAAAGGCGAGGGUCUGGACCAGGCCAUGGACUGGCUGGCAAAUGCACUGCAGAGUCGAAAAUAAUUUUUAUUUAAAUAUUAUUAAUAAUUAUUAUUUAUUACACUAUAAAAUAUUAUUAUAUUUCCAAUUUAUUAUUAAUUAUUAAUUUAUAAUUAAUGAUUAAUAAUAAACAACAGUAUGAAUGUGGAUGUUUUUAAAUGCUUUUAAAAAAAACGGCUAAAUUUAUCUCUUUAUUUUCGCUCUUACACGAAUAAAGUGAGUGCGUGUGUGUAGAUAUAAUUAGUUAAUCAAUUCAUUAUAAAUAAAAAAUUUUCACGGACA
Messenger RNA from Cotesia glomerata, 1041 nucleotides. It is a transcript of the gene Arl1, whose product is annotated as ADP-ribosylation factor-like protein 1. Gene Ontology annotation, cellular component: cytoplasm; Golgi apparatus. The transcript has 6 exons. Lineage: Eukaryota; Metazoa; Arthropoda; Insecta; Hymenoptera; Braconidae. Gene Ontology annotation, molecular function: GTP binding; GTPase activity. The coding region runs from base 241 to 783 and encodes 180 amino acids. Gene Ontology annotation, biological process: vesicle-mediated transport; intracellular protein transport. The record is from RefSeq and is a predicted model, not a curated record.